Cylindrotheca closterium is the source of this 1641-nucleotide messenger RNA. Lineage: Eukaryota; Bacillariophyta; Bacillariophyceae; Bacillariales; Bacillariaceae. The record is from the annotation of a GenBank genome assembly.
AUGGACAAUCUACUACUCGAAUGCCGACAACAAUAUCCAGACAGUGAAUUGGAUGCAUUGGAAUGCAUUGCCAAUCACAUCCAAUCGGGGAUGGAUUCCUCGAAAUCUCAAAUAGAAACAAUAGACUCAAGCCUAAAGGCCCUUUCUCUCAUAUUCACAUCCAUACUGAUGUUCACCAUGCAAGCUGGCUUUGCUAUGCUAUGUGCCGGCUCUGUACGAACAAAAAAUGUACCCAAUACGCUACUGAAAAACUUUUUGGAUGCUUGCGGGGCCGGAGUUGCAUACUAUGUUAUUGGUUAUGCCUUGGCCUUUGGUGAUUCCCCUUCUGGAAUCAUUCAACAAGACGAAAUCAAUGGGGAACAUACUCUCACAUUUGCAGGAAGUGAACAUUUCUUUCUCAUUGAUUUUGACAAUUACGGCUUUUGGUUUUAUCAAUUUGCCUUUGCGGCUUGUUGUGCAACGAUCGUGGCUGGAACUCUGGCGGAACGAUCUCAAAUGGUGGCUUACUUUGCCAACGCAAUCAUGUUGACAGGCUUUGUCUUUCCCGUGGUAUGUCAUGCAGUAUGGUCCAUUCACGGCUUUUUGAAUCCUUUUCGAAAGAACCCAUUGUUCGGAAGCGGCAUGGUGGACAUUGCAGGAGCCGGAGUCGUUCAUGUGACUGGUGGAAUGACUGCUCUAAUUGCUACAGUCAUUCUGGGACCCCGAAAAGGUCGAUUUCAUGAUGAGGAUGGUAAUUUCCUUAGGGCAUCCAGACGAAUGAAGGCUCAUUCACCAAGUCUUCAAGUACUAGGAACCUUUCUGCUCUGGAUUGGAUGGUAUGGAUUCAAUGUUGGAAGCGUUUACUUUCUCCCGACAGCGAAAGAUAUCUCCUCCGUUGCAUCUCUGGCACUGGUGACAACCACACUUGGAGCCACGGGAGGAGCCAUUACAUCGCUAGGUGUCUCCGUUUGGUGGAACCAACGACAAACGGGAGAACCUGAUUAUGAUAUUGUCAAUGCCUUGAAUGGAUGUCUGUCUGGAUUGGUAGCAAUCACCGCUGGAGCAUCCAUUGUGGAACCAUGGGCAGCACUACUGAUUGGCUCUUUUGCUGGAAUCUUUUACUUGAUAGGCUCGUCUUUGCUCACCAAGUUGCAUAUUGAUGAUGCUGUGGAUGCUAUACCAGUGCACCUGGUAAACGGUAUUUGGGGAGUCAUUGCCGUAGGCCUCUUUGCUUCUCCCAAGAGAGUCAUGGCGGUACUUCAACGAGAUGACCAUGUUGGGUGGUUCUACUCUUGGGGAAGGAGCUCAUCUGAUGCUUCCUUGUUGGCAACGAACGUUCUUGGAGUCUUGUGCAUAAUACUCUUUGUGGUCGUCGUAAUGACCCCAUUCUUCAUCAUUCUACAUUAUGUUGGACUGUUCCGAUCAGACGAACUGGAAGACAUCAUUGGCCUUCCUUUUACCAGUGAGUAUGAUGAGCAGCGCAAGCAUGUCAAGCUACCCAAUGGCAAAACCAGUGGAGAACCUCUUCGUCGUGCUUCCGAAAAACGAAGGUCGGGCUCUGAAUUCUCUGUCUCAGCAUUUGUAGAAACAGACGAUUUGUCCAAUCACGACGUCACCACUGUAUCAACAAGAACAUGGGAGAAUUCAUGUCGAACAGUGUAA